UGAAUUUCAGUAGAAAUUUAAUAUUAAGUUGAUUGUGUUACAUUUAAUUGAACAGUUACUUUCUUAUAUUAAUUUUGAAAUAAAAUGCUUGAUUUUAAAAUAUUUUCGAUCAAAUGUGUUUUCGUAAUAAUGGUUAUAAGUUGUUGUAAGAAAGCUUCAUAUGCUGAAUCAGUUUGUCCAGUGCUGGCACAAAAUGUUCUAGGAGAAAUUGAUUAUAAUAGUACAACAGCUUGUGAUAAUUAUAUAACAUCAGUAAUAGUAAAUAAUUUUGGAAUUAUGUUAGAUUCAAAUAUUGAAAUAUCUCCAAAAUAUGAUUGUAUUGAUAUAGAAUACAAUGUUGUAAUAGCGAAUAAAAAUUUUACUUUAAAAGGCUGCAUGUGGAGAGGCAAUAAUAUUUGCGAUAUGAAAAUAAGGAAGGAAUUCGAAAAUUCCUAUAAAAUAUUAAAGUGUCAACAAAAAGCAGCCAAUUCAAGUUCUAAUUUAAAUGUAACAAAAUAUCUUACAUUUGCAUUGUUAGCAUUUAUUUCAUUGAAAAAAAUAUGUUUUUAAAAAUAUAUUAAUUAAUUUUAUAACGUAAAUAAAAGAUUAAAAUUAA
Molecule: messenger RNA, 595 nt
Organism: Condylostylus longicornis
Lineage: Eukaryota; Metazoa; Arthropoda; Insecta; Diptera; Dolichopodidae
Exons: 2
Coding region: 85-549 (154 amino acids)
Source: RefSeq, a predicted model, not a curated record